Ficedula albicollis (Collared flycatcher) is the source of this 2162-nucleotide messenger RNA. It is a transcript of the gene CACNG5, whose product is annotated as calcium voltage-gated channel auxiliary subunit gamma 5. The transcript is spliced from 6 exons. The record is from RefSeq and is a predicted model, not a curated record. NCBI's taxonomy places the organism in Eukaryota, Metazoa, Chordata, Aves, Passeriformes, Muscicapidae. The coding region runs from base 597 to 1436 and encodes 279 amino acids. Gene Ontology annotation, biological process: positive regulation of synaptic transmission, glutamatergic; neurotransmitter receptor transport, postsynaptic endosome to lysosome; transmission of nerve impulse. Gene Ontology annotation, cellular component: AMPA glutamate receptor complex; postsynaptic density membrane. Gene Ontology annotation, molecular function: voltage-gated calcium channel activity; channel regulator activity.
UCUGUGUCAAAUUUGGUAUGGAGAGAGGACUUUGGGAAGAGCUCUGCAAAGGGCAGGGCUCAGCUAUUGUUAGGGUGGUAAACUUUGAACAGAAAUAUAGGUUAGACCUGGAGAGCUGGACCUGGUGUGUGAGCAAUAUUGCAAGCUCAGAGCUUUAGCUCCUGUUUCCCUCUUGUGAAAUGCACUUUGUGUAAUGCUUUUCUACAACACCCCAGGGCAGGAGCUGCCAGCACGUGGAUGCAGAGACCUGCCUGCCAUCUGCCUGUCCCUGUGUCCCAGCACCCUGCAGCCCUCCUGUGGGUCAGCCAGAGCGGGAGAGCUGAGGCUGUGUCCUUCCUUCAGGUCCUGCCUGUUUCCAAAGCCAUCCCACUCCCAGCUCCUCCCAGACCAUCCAGCAGCUGAAGCCUCCCCUGAGGACCCUCAUCCCUGCAGCUGAUCUGCCAGAACUGCUCUUCCCACCUUCAGCCCCAUCACAGGCUCUCCUCUUGCCAGAGCACCGCUUCAGCUGGGGUUAACAGAGGGGCUCCUUUCGGCUCGGACGGCGCGGGCAGCCCAGGGCAGAGCUGCGGCGCCGCCCGUGCGGAGCGCUCCUCCCGAUGCUGGUGGCGAUGAGCGCCUGCAGCAGGAAGGCGCUGACCCUGCUCAGCAGCGUGUUCGCCGUCUGCGGCCUCGGCCUGCUGGGCAUCUCCGUCAGCACCGACUACUGGCUCUACCUGGAGGAGGGCAUCGUCCAGCCCCAGAACCAGACGGCCGAGAUCAAGCUCUCGCUGCACUCGGGGCUCUGGAGGGUCUGCUUUCUGGCAGGUGAGGAGCGUGGCCGGUGCUUCACCAUCGAAUACGUCAUGCCCAUGAACAUCCAGCUGACAUCUGAAUCCACAAUCAACGUCCUGAAGAUGAUCCGCUCUGCCACCCCCUUCCCUCUGGUCAGCCUCUUCUUCAUGUUCAUCGGCUUCAUCCUGAGCAACAUCGGCCACAUCCGGCCCCACAGGACCAUCCUCGCCUUCGUCUCGGGGAUAUUCUUCAUCCUGUCAGGUCUGUCGCUGGUGGUGGGGCUGGUCCUCUACAUAUCCAGCAUUAAUGAUGAGAUGCUCAACAGGACCAAGGACUCGGAGUCGUUCUUCAAUUACAAAUAUGGGUGGUCCUUUGCCUUCUCUGCCAUCUCGUUCCUUCUCACAGAGAGUGCCGGGGUGAUGUCCGUGUACCUGUUCAUGAAGCGCUACACGGCCGAGGACCUCUACAGACCCCACCCCGGCUUCUACCGGCCCCGCCUGAGCAACUGCUCCGACUACUCGGGGCAGUUCCUGCACCCCGAGGCGUGGGCGCGGGGCCGCAGCCCCUCGGACAUCUCCAGCGAGGCGUCCCUGCAGAUGAACAGUAACUACCCAGCCCUGCUCAAGUGCCCCGACUACGACCAGAUGUCCUCGUCCCCGUGCUGAGCCCCCCGCCCGCUCCCGUGGUCGUCCCGACUCCGUUUGUCGUUUUUUUAAGCCAUUCUUCCUGGCCAAUUCUCUAUUUAUAGGAGUGUAAAUAUAACCAGAGAGAUUGGUUAUAUAACCAAUAGUGUAACCUAGAGAAUUGGGAUGUUUCCCUUUCUUUGGUUCUUUUUUUUUUUGGGUUGUUUUAUUCCUUCCCGCAUAACUAAGAAUCUCUCCAAAGUCCUCCUCUCUCAGCUCAUCCUGCUGAGCAAACAGCAGUUCUGCCUGGGGGAUAAAUCCAGGGCUGGACUCAAGAACAGGAAAAAGAAAAUAGAGUAGAACUAAGGAAAAAAAUGGUGUAUUUUUUUGGUGUAGGUAGGUAGGCUGAUAAAGUUUGUGCAUUCGACUGUAUCAUUGAAUUUUAUAUUUACUGACCUGAGUGCCAGCAGGCAUAAAAGAUUUGUGUAACUUUCCAAGAAACAACCAGCAUUAGAAAAAAUAUACAUUUUGCCUUGACUGAAGACUUACUGAUUGGUAUCUCUCAGUGCUGGAUAUCACUUCCAGCCAGGCUGGAAUGGGAAAUAGCCAUCCUUCAAUGAGACCUCAGCAGGCUUGGACACCAGCAGGUUGUUGUUCCUCUAUGGCCACUUGCAAACUUAAAUAUCCCAUGUUAGACUGGAGGCACUCUGGGGUGCUGGGCUGGAGGGAUGGCUCCAGCACCCAAAUUUCCUCUGCAGUCCUACAGAC